Podospora bellae-mahoneyi is the source of this 1731-nucleotide messenger RNA. RefSeq lists its product as uncharacterized. The transcript has 4 exons. The record is from RefSeq and is a predicted model, not a curated record. The coding region runs from base 257 to 1417 and encodes 386 amino acids. Lineage: Eukaryota; Fungi; Ascomycota; Sordariomycetes; Sordariales; Podosporaceae.
CUGUUCCUCUUUUUUGUCUGUUCGUGAGGCUACAUUCUUCUUCUUCAUCUUCUUCAAAUAAAAACAGUGAUACCCAGGACCUGUCACCAAAGUGAGUUCCUUGUGAUAUCAACGCGGGGAAACUUGUAAGUGCGGGGUGUAGGUCUGGAUCCAUGAUAUGAAGGGUGCAUGAUUUGCUGCGCAAUGCUAACAGUGUUGGAAUAGAAGAAGAGAAAGCGCAUCAUCAUACCCUCAGUGUAUCCGUGAGUUCUACAGCAUGUCCGGCUAUUAUCCUCCACAGAAGAGCUACCCGCCUCCACCGAUGUCAGCUCCCCCGACUCAGACCAAGUUCUCCUACCCAGCUCCCCCAAGCAGCUCUCAGGGUAGAAAUUACCCUCCUCCUCCUCAAGCUGCUGCCACACCACCCCCUGCUGCCUCUUCACCCCAGCAGUACCCUCCUCCUCCCCAGCAGCCACAAUUCUCACCACCACCCCAAGCCCCCUCGCCGGCGCAACACGCUGCGCUGCCCACACACGCACGCAGUCAAUCACAGACAUCCCAGCAGCAGCAGCAGCCACAACAGUUCGCGCCGCCUCCUUCAUAUCCCACAGAAGACAAGGAUGCCUCUUAUCCAGCCGAGAAGCAGCAACAGCAACAGCAACAGCAACCCGUAACCAUGGAUCCCUCCUCAGUAGCCAGCACCCUGCUCGGCGCCCCAGCCGCUGGCCAGUUCGUCGGUGCUACCUCCACAGUAGUAGACGACGUGGGCACCUUCAACGGUGGUUCCUACCGCAUCAGCCACCGCGACUGCAAUACCGUCCUCACAAUCCAGCUUGCCAUUGGCUGCCCCUUUGAGGCGAGACCCGGAGCCAUGAUUGCCAUGUCCCCGUCUAUCCAGCUCAAAGGCUCCUACAAGUUCAGCAUGAAGAAGCUGGUGGCGGGCGGCGAGAUGAGCCAGUCACACUACACCGGUCCCGGAGAGCUGCUGCUCGCGCCGCCAAUGCUGGGCGACAUCACGAGCUUGAGGCUGACCGGGAACGAGUCGUGGUCGGUGAGCCACGAUGGGUAUCUCGCCAGCACGCAGCAUGUGAUCAAGGACUACAAGAGGCAGGGGCUGGGGAAGGCCAUGUUUAGCGGGGAGGGGCUCUGGGUGUACAAGAUUAGUGGGACGGGCCUGUUGUGGCUGACGAGCUUUGGUGCCAUUAUCCGGAAAGACCUGGCCGAAGGCGAGAAAUACAUUGUGGACAACGGCCACUUGGUCGCCUGGAACGUCAAGUACAUCAUGGAGCGGGUCACCUCGGGAGGCAUCAUUUCGGGCUUUGCGUCUGGUGAAGGUCUCGUCUGCAAGUUCACCGGCCCAGGGACGGUGUUUAUCCAGACCAGAAACGCGAGAUCAUUCAGUGCUUACAUGACUGGACAACAGAACGGCCAUGCUUAGGGGGGGAGGUCUGAGUUUGUCUUGGGAAGACGGGGAGGAAGAGGUUAUACCAUGAGAGGAUGUACUCAUUCUGAAUUUUGAGUUGAUAACUUUUGGUUUGGUUCGGGUUGGUCUGACGGAGUUUGAUCGGAUUGAGCACAUUGAACGAAUGCCUUUGCCGUUGGUUUUGAGACUGAGAGCACGGUUCAGCAGUCGCGUUGUUUGGGCAGCAAAUUAGUGUGCCUUCUCCUAGGGUCCUGAUAGUGCAAGUGUUUUUUUGUAUGAUUACGAUAAUAAUUUUAAAUGGCCGCUGCUCAAUUUGGCGUCAUAGUAGA